Messenger RNA from Synchiropus splendidus (mandarinfish), 928 nucleotides. Its product is annotated as MICOS complex subunit MIC26-like. Lineage: Eukaryota; Metazoa; Chordata; Actinopteri; Syngnathiformes; Callionymidae. Gene Ontology annotation, cellular component: MICOS complex. Bases 190 to 762 code for a protein of 190 amino acids. The record is from RefSeq and is a predicted model, not a curated record. The transcript has a single exon. Gene Ontology annotation, biological process: cristae formation.
ACAAAUGUAUUCUAGAUACAAAUUACGCCAAAUUAACAGCGCAAUAUAUGUGGAUUCAUCUUGUUCUGAAAAAGUUUAACAACAUGUUUAACAAGAUGUUAAAAGUUUAAGUGCGACGAUCUAUUUUAGUUCAGCACCUGCCGAUGUCCCUCCUCGGCCACCGUACAGAACGCAUGGCUGGCCGGGAUCAUGCUGAAGGUGACAGGGAGCAUCAUGACCGGAUCGCUGGCUCUUUUACCGCUGACAGUCUAUGCGAUGUCUGAGGAGGGGAAAAAGGACAUGCCACCCCCGCUGGCCCUGGAGGAACUGUCCCUGUACACCGCCUCCCGGCGGCACGAGCCGCCGCUGCAGCUGGAGCGCGAAGCGGGUCAGCUGGAGGAAAGUGUCGCUUCGCUGCGGAAGUUAGCGGCUCCGUACACCGGCUGGUGUCGCGACACUUACGGCCUAAUUAAACCCAAAGUUCAGCGAGUCGUCCAGGUCGGAGACUCCACCGUGGAGUACUUGAACAACGCACCGAAGGAUUUCUACCCGCGGGCAGCCAUCAUCGGCUUCACCGGUGUCAUCGGUCUCUUCCUGGCGAGAGGAUCCCGAGUGAAGAAGCUCCUGUACCCGGCCGCCCUGGUGACCCUCAGCGCUUCCCUGUAUUACCCGGAGCAGGCGGCCGCGAUCGCCAAGUCCACCGGGGAGUCAGUGUACGACGGAGCGGUGCAGAGUUACGCUGCUGCGGAGAAGCUAUGGAAGCCCGUGAGCAAACCCAAGUGAGGAAUCCACUGGGAACCGUGACGGUCCAUGACACCAGCUUCUGCUUUUUGCCUUCCGUUUUGCACAAAGCUUUACUUCAAAUAUCACUCAGGCCAGCAAGAACGUGCUGAAUGAAGGUUCCUGCUGCCCCUGUGAAUGUAUAUUUAUGUAGAAAAUAAAGCAUUUU